Messenger RNA from Peromyscus leucopus (white-footed mouse), 8824 nucleotides. It is a transcript of the gene Ttbk1, whose product is annotated as tau tubulin kinase 1. NCBI's taxonomy places the organism in Eukaryota, Metazoa, Chordata, Mammalia, Rodentia, Cricetidae. Gene Ontology annotation, cellular component: cytoplasm; nucleus. The coding region runs from base 308 to 4273 and encodes 1321 amino acids. The record is from RefSeq and is a predicted model, not a curated record. Gene Ontology annotation, molecular function: protein serine/threonine kinase activity; ATP binding. Gene Ontology annotation, biological process: peptidyl-serine phosphorylation; peptidyl-tyrosine phosphorylation; signal transduction. The transcript has 15 exons.
GGCAGCUCCCCACUCCGCCGCUGCUGCUGCCGCCGCCGCCGCCGCCGCCGCCGUCGCCCGAGGAGGAUCCGGGUCGGGCCGGGCCGGGCCGGGAUGGUCGGGGUCGGGAGGCCGCCGCCGCCGCGGGAGAGAGCGGGCCGCCCAGCGCCGCACUGAGCCGCCCCGCCCCGCCCCGGCCCCGGGGGAUGCGCCGCCCCGUGCCGCUGCCUUCACCGCCGCAGCCGCAGCCGCAGCCGCAGCGGACACCGAGCAGGUAGAUGGCCCACCAAGGGCAGGCCCUGCGGACACCCCUCCCUCCGGCUGGCGGAUGCAGUGCCUAGCGGCUGCUCUUAAGGACGAAACCAACAUGAGUGGGGGAGGGGAGCAGGCCGACAUCCUGCCGGCCAACUACGUGGUCAAAGAUCGCUGGAAGGUGCUGAAGAAGAUCGGGGGCGGGGGCUUUGGUGAGAUCUACGAGGCCAUGGACCUGCUGACCAGGGAGAACGUGGCCCUCAAGGUGGAGUCAGCCCAGCAGCCUAAGCAGGUCCUCAAGAUGGAGGUGGCUGUGCUCAAAAAACUUCAAGGGAAGGACCACGUGUGCAGGUUCAUUGGCUGUGGCAGGAAUGAGAAGUUCAACUAUGUGGUGAUGCAGCUGCAGGGUCGGAACCUGGCUGACCUGCGCCGCAGCCAGCCGAGGGGCACUUUCACGCUAAGCACCACACUGAGGCUGGGCAAGCAGAUCCUGGAGUCCAUCGAAGCCAUCCACUCCGUGGGCUUCCUGCACCGUGACAUCAAGCCGUCCAACUUUGCCAUGGGCCGGCUGCCCUCCACCUACAGAAAGUGCUACAUGUUGGACUUUGGGCUGGCCCGGCAGUACACCAACACUACAGGAGACGUCCGGCCCCCUCGGAAUGUGGCCGGGUUCCGGGGGACUGUUCGCUAUGCCUCGGUCAAUGCCCACAAGAACCGGGAGAUGGGCCGCCACGAUGACCUGUGGUCUCUCUUCUACAUGUUGGUAGAGUUCGCAGUGGGCCAGCUGCCCUGGAGGAAGAUCAAGGACAAGGAGCAGGUGGGGAUGAUCAAGGAGAAGUAUGAGCACCGGAUGCUCCUGAAGCACAUGCCAUCUGAGUUCCAUCUCUUCCUGGACCACAUCGCCAGCCUUGACUACUUCACCAAGCCUGAUUACCAGUUGAUCAUGUCGGUGUUUGAGAACAGCAUGAAGGAGCGGGGCAUUGCUGAGAACGAGGCCUUUGACUGGGAGAAGGCGGGCACCGACGCCCUCCUGUCCACAAGCACCUCCACCCCACCCCAGCAGAACACCCGGCAGACGGCAGCCAUGUUCGGAGUGGUCAACGUGACGCCAGUGCCCGGGGACCUGCUUCGUGAGAACACCGAGGAUGUGCUACAGGGCGAGCACCUGAGUGACCAGGAGAAUGCACCCCCGAUCCUGCCUGGGAGGCCUCCGGAGGGGUUGGGCCCUGGCCCCCACCUCGUGCCCCACCCCGGGGGUCCCGAGGCUGAAGUGUGGGAGGAGACAGAUGUCAACCGCAACAAGCUGCGCAUCAACAUCGGCAAAACCCCCUGUGUGGAGGAAGAGCAGAGUCGGGGAGUGGGGGUCCCCAGCUCCCCAGUGCGUGCCCCCCCAGACUCCCCAACAACUCCAGUACGGUCUCUACGCUACCGAAGGGUCAACAGCCCGGAGUCGGAGAGGCUGUCGACAGCAGCUGACGGGCGGGUAGAGCUGCAUGAGAGGAGGUCACGGAUGGAUUUGCCUGGCUCACCCUCACGACAGGCCUGCUCCUCACAGCCAGCUCAGAUGUUGUCCGUGGACACAGGCCAUGCUGACCGGCAGGCUAGCGGCCGGAUGGACGUGUCAGCCUCUGUGGAGCAGGAGGCCUUGAGCAACGCCUUCCGCUCGGUGCCGCUGGCUGAGGAGGAAGACUUUGACAGUAAGGAGUGGGUCAUCAUUGACAAGGAGACGGAGCUGAAGGACUUCCCUCCUGGGGCCGAGCCGAGCACGUCGGGCACCACGGACGAGGAGCCUGAGGAGCUGCGGCCUUUGCCUGAGGAGGGGGAGGAAAGGAGGCGUCUGGGGACAGAGCCCGCUGUCAGGCCCCGAGGGCGUGGCAUGCAGACGCUGGCAGAGGAGGACCUGCGGCAGAUGCUGCCCCAGCCUGCACCACCUCAGCUGAGCCAGGCUGAUGGCCGAUCAGAGACAUCACAGCCACCCACGCCUGGCAGCCUUUCCCACUCACCUCUGCACUCGGGACCCCGCCCUCGACGGAGAGAGUCGGACCCCACAGGCCCUCAGAGACAGGUGUUCUCUGUGGCGCCCCCGUUUGAGGUGAAUGGCCUUCCACGAGCUGUGCCUCUGGGCUUGCCCUACCAGGACUUCAAGAGAGACCUCUCUGACUACCGAGAACGGGCCCGACUCCUCAACAGGGUCCGGAGGGUGGGCUUCUCCCACGUACUGCUCACCACCCCGCAGGUCCCGCUGGCUCCCUUUCAGCCUCAGGCCAAUGGGAAGGAGGGAGACGAGGAGGAGGAGGAAGAGGAGGAGGAAGAAGAGGAAGAAGACGAAGAAGAGGAAGAAGAGGAGGAGGAAGAGGAGGAGGAGGAAGAUGAAGAGGAGGAGGAGGAGGAGGAGGCAGGGGCCCUUGGGGAGGUGCUGGGGCCUCGAAGUGGCUCUAGCAGCGAGGGGAGCGAGCGGAGCACCGAGCGGAGCCAGGAGGGCGCCCCGUCCACACUCCUGGCUGACGAUCAGAAGGAGGUCAGGGGCCGGGCCUCCGUGGCCGAUGGGGACCUGGAGCCUGAGGAGGGAUCCAAAACGCUGGUGCUCGUCUCCCCUGGCGACAUGAAGAAGUCGCCAGUCACUGCCGAACUGGCCCCUGACCCCGAUCUGGGCACCUUGGCGGCCCUCACCCCUCAGCAGGAGCAGCCCCAGCCUACUGGAAGCCAGCUGGAUGUAUCGGAGCCCGGCACCCUGUCCUCCAUCCUCAAGUCUGAAGCCAAGCCCUCAGGACCUGGAGCAGGGCUUGGGGUUGGGCUGGUGGCCACUGGUGGACUGGUGGCAGUCACCUCCUCCCCCUUCACCAAAGUCGAGAGGACCUUUGUUCACAUUGCAGAGAAAUCCCACCUCAAUGUCAUGUCUUCCGGAGGGCAGGCCUCCUCCAGGCCAGAGGAGGUCAGCACUGGGGGUGAGCUGGGCCUGGAGGCGCUCUCCGAGGCGGCGCUCUCUGAGGCGGGCGUCGCAGAGGAGGGGACCCGAGUGCCUCUGGAGAAUGGCAUGGCUUUGCCGGGGCUGGAUGGAACCGAAACGGAGAGUUGUGCCCUGUCUGGCCUUCCCGGGGAAACGCCCUCAGAAGUGGUCACAGACUCAUUGCCCAAUGGCCCAGCCCUUGCUGAUGGGCCAGCUCCAACAUCCCCACUGGAGCCAGUCACCAAGAAAGGGACCACCGUCUCCCCCAGCCGCCACGCUAUGCCAGGUUCUCGCCCCAGGAGCCGUAUUCCUGUCUUGUUGUCUGAAGAGGACACGGGCUCGGAGCCCUCGGGCUCGCAGUCGGCCAAAGAGCGGUGGAGCAGGCGGGCUAGGCCGCAGCAGGACCUGGCGCGGCUGGUGAUGGAGAAGAGGCAGGGUCGCCUGUUGCUGAGGCUGGCCUCAGGAGCCUCAUCCUCCUCUAGCGAAGAGCAGCGCCGUGCCUCCGAGACACUCUCUGCCACAGGCUCUGAGGAGGACACACCUGCCUCAGAGCCCACAGCAGCCUUGCCUAGGAAGGCUGGGCGGGCCGCGACCACCCGGAGCCGGAUUCCUCGCCCCAUCGGUGUGCCCACGCCUGCAGAAGGGCAGCAGCUUCCUGGUAGACCCCACGGUGCAGCCUCAGCGUCUGACGUGGCUAUCACCAGCAGCAGGCUCCAGCUGCAGAAGCCCUCAGGGUCGGCCACUGCUGCGGACCUCCGUCCCAAACACUCCUCGAGCCGGGGGCCUGGCCCAGGUCGCGCCCAAGUCUCCAGGCCUGCAGCGCCCCGCAGUCCCGGCCUCCCCGCCUCCACCGCGCGCCACCCCAGCGGGUCCCCGCGGAGCCAGUCCCUGUCCCGCAAAGAGAGCUCCUCCCCGUCGUCGCAUCAAGCCCGGCCCGGCGCCCCUCCCCCUCGGGGGGUCCUCCAGGCCAGAUCUCAGCCCGAGGCCUCUCCAGGGGCCCCCAAGAAAGGACCCAGGGGGAAACAACCGCAGACUCAGCGCGCAGCAACCAAAGGCCGGGCGGCAGUCUCGGAGGGCCGGCCCGGGACCAGAUAAUGACAUCCGCCCGCGGCUCUCUGCGGCGCCCCCUACCCUCACCCUGGUCCCCACCCGCAGCCGGCCACACUGGAGCAUCUUCCAGCACAGCCUUACGCGCCCGCGCGCCACCGCGGCCCCAGCUUCCCGCCUGCACCCACCAGGACGCACGUGAGCACAUGUUGCGCCCUGCAGCCCAGCCAGCCCACUGACCCCGGAGGGUGCGUGUCUUGGUUCCUCUCUCUGCGUCCUCCCUCCCUCCUACCGCCCCCUCUGCAGGGACAGGCUCACAGCAGAUCCUCUGCCCCGGAAGGCUCAGCCACUUAACCGCCCGCUUUUAGGGCCCGUCUCCUUCACCCACCAGGUCUUGGCUGAUCUCUACGCCCCCCACCCAAGAGGUUUACAUCUGCUUACACCUCCUGCGGCCCAUCUUGUCCUCACCCCCAUCUUCUUCAGCCUCCAACCCUACCCAACAGGAGAAACAGCCUCACAUUCCAGACGUGCACAGGCUCUGGCCUGCCCACAGUCUCCUAGGAGCCAUGGUGUUCAUGGAAGGCCACGCUGGGAUUGGGGAAGUGGGACCCAGGGGUCAUUGGUUUAUUUAGGCUUAAGGGGACACCUCUGGUCUGGCUAAAGUCAGCUCUAUGCGAAGCACAGGGCAUGUGAUUCUUGAGAGGGGGUUACUCCCCGUGCCGGGAACAGAAAUACCUUUCCUGAAUAGAAAUGAAUGGAGCCUCUAGAAGCUCAGAGCUGCCUCUCUGGGGCAGUGUCUCCCAGCGGGAAUCUGGAAUGGGGCUUUAAAAAGGUUACUCACUUCUCUGGUCCUCUGGUCUAGUGCUCAGGACCCCUUACCAUCAGGAAGUCCUUCCUGCUCUCUAACCUCAAUUCUGCAUCUUCAAGUUUCAGUCAACUCCCGUCUCUCAGAGUUCCAUGCAGGUGGAGGGACUGGUUAUCACCUUCUGUGUGCUGGCCAUUUGAGGAUUCAGGGACUCGGUUCUGGUCAUCCUGCCACCUCUGCUGUGGGCAGUGGGCUGGCUUAGGUAUCAUCCCCCUGAGUGGGCAGAGGAAGCAGGAUGAGGUGAAGUGGCUCCCUGAGACAGAAGGCCCUUCUCACUUUAGACUGUGUGUGAUGCUAGCUGGCGCCCACCCCGGCCCCACCCCAGUUCACCCUGGGCCCCUCUUGCUCUGAGCCCGCCCACACAGCUGAGAUGCUCUGUGCCUGCAUUUUGGCUUCUGCAUUAGCUCGCCCACCUCAUCAGGAGCCUCAGCUGCUAACAUCUGGGGCAAGCAGCACUCUGGCUGCAGAAGGGACAGGCGGCCCCUCCUCUCUGGGCCAGGGACCCCCUGCAGGCCUCCUAUCAAGCACUCCCAGCCUUCCAUCCCCUGUUCUGGCCCCCCUGUCCUUCCUUGAGCCAUAGAGAGCAAACCAAGACAUCGAGAUGACGAGGAAGAAAGGCAGGCAGGCAGGCCGCGGCGCACCAGCGGUCCGGCCCUGUCUGUACCCAGGAUGACUGACUGCAAGCAGCCUGGUGCCCGCUGAACUCCCCAGGGGGGCUCAGCAGGUCUGGCCAGUUGCUUCCACGCAAAGACAGCAGCUCUAAGACAGCCCGGGGUGGAUAGUCUUUGAGGUCGAUCCCACGCUUUGCAGAAGCUCCCAGAACACUCAGGAAACCUCUCUGGAUUCAGUUAUCCUUGUCACCCCGAGGCUCCCCUCUAAUUGCCCUCUGGUCUAGCAGAGGGGUAGAGGGCCCACUUCCUCCCACCCAGAGCUUUUAUGAAUGACAAUCAGCUCAUGCCAGGUGGGGACCAGGGCAUGACCCCUGGUGCCCAGGCCCUGGGCCUGCUCCUUGCCACCAACCGAACCAUGAAUGUAGGCGCCCCCCCUCAGUCUCAUUUCUGCUCUAGGACCGACAACACCUUGGUUUGGAGAUGGGAGGGAAGGGAGGCCUGAGAAAGCCCCAGGCUCACCCCGUUCCCAGCUUCACCCAGCACUUGAACUGGUACAGAUGUAAAACCCAGUCUACCCUUGGGACUCCAGACCGCCACAGGGCUCCAGCCAACCUCAGGCCUCUACGUCAAUAGUGUCAUCAGGCUAGGAGGAAGGAGGGACAGAGGACCAGCAGAGGUGAGUGGUGAGGGGACCAAGCGGCUCCUCUCCCCAGGAAGGAACCAGGGCAGAGGACACCACAUCUCCCCAUGCCCCCAACCCCCACUCCCAGCUGAAGCCCUUUCCGUGAGAAUCAUCCAUCCUUUGCGCAUGGCCCUUCAGGUUCCUACCCCUCCUCUGUGAGAGUAUCACACCACCACCACCAUCCCUCAUGUCCCAAUCCUUUCUGCUCAUGUCACUGGCUCAGAUGUGGGGUGUGUUCACCUUAAUACGCCCCCCCCCCCGUCGUACCGUGUGCAGAGGGGUGCAGGAGAAGGGCCCUGCCCCAGGCACAUGGCUCUCUGGCUUCCCAGCUCCUCCUGAGGGGCCCCGGCCUGCUCAGUCUCCUGAGCCCCUCGGGCAGGUGUUAGGGGACAGGGAAUUCCCUCCCCCUCCCUGGGAAGCAACAGAAGAAUGUUUACAUGCCAAACAGAAUGUAACAGCCCUUGGCCACCCCUCCCAGUCACUGCAUGGCCUCUGCCCACCCUGCGACCGACCGCCCACCCCCCUGACACCAACACCUUGGAAGAAGCUGUCACAACCAGAUGGGGUCUCCAAAGGGAAGUAGCCAUUACACCAUUAAAAAGCCUGUGGACCUUUCUGUUGGCCUGGACUCUUUUUCCCUGUAGGGAGGGCAGGGCAAAGCCCAGCCCCUGAGGGCGGGGGUGGGCAGGAGAGAAGAGACCGGAUGGUGACAAGUGAGCAGAGAUGUCAUCUGCACAGAGAAGGGAAAGGAAGCUCAGCUUGUCGGGUAUGGGUAAUCUGUUCAGGGUCUCCCAGAAGGAAAGGUGUCUAGCGAAGCCUGUCCUCAGCUCCCUGCUGGUCUCUGCGGAAGGCUGUGGACUCUCCAUUUGGCCUGGCACAGAGACAGGAGAAGAAGCAAAACUAUCAUCGCCCUAAAAGAAGCAGCUAGAAGUGACCGUCUGGAGAGGCAAAGGCGGAGCUGCUCACAGCCGAGCCACAGCAGAACCCGCCCUGACCUCCGCCUGUGACUCGGCACCGCCUGUGACUCGGCCUCCUCCGCACAGCUACAAGUUUAUCCUAUGGAUACAGUUGCGGGACGACACAAGUUCAAAGUCACCCCGUGCCGCUCUUCGAUCUUCCUGCAGCUCUGCAGAGCCUUGCCGACGAAUCUGGAACCCAGGAAGUUGUGCAAACAGUGAGAGUUUGCCUUGGAUGGUCCACAUUCGUUCCGUAUCCAAGCCCAACACAAGAGCCAGGCUUGGUGGCCUCAGGCCUGUAAUCCUGGUAGCCACAGGACCUAAAGCAGGGGGAGUUUUUGAAAGCUCAAGGCCAGCCUGGACUACACAGUAAGUUCGGGGCCAGCCUAGACUAAAUGUAAGACUGUCUCAAAAAAGAAAAAAAAAAAGCCAUGGCAAGCUAUUUAUAUUUAUUAAUUUCACUUGUACAUGUUUUCAGUGGAAUGACAAAAUUUUUGAGACAAGGUUUUGCCAGGUAGCCCAGGCUGGCCUCAAAUGUGCCAUCCUCCUGCUUCAACUUCCCAAGUGCUGGGAUCACAGGUGUGUACCACUAUGCUUAGUUAGGUGGUGAUAUUAACGUCUUUGAUAUGGAGACACCGCUCUUGACCCUAUUUAUAAUAUAUGGACUAUGCAUGGAAUUUCUUUUCUUCCUUUAAAAAAAAAAGUAUUUCAUCUAUCUUUCUUCUGUGAUGGCAAUGGUUUUGGUAAGAGAUUGUGGUCCAGGAAAAGAAACGGCUCAAGCGCGAUCUUACUGGCCGUUGUUUGGGGUGGUCAGCAAAGUAAGGUCCGUACGUAUGACAAGGACUCCGCUGUGGGGCACUGUGAGACUCAAAAUGAAGUGCUCGUGUUCUUAUGGACCAGUCUCCACAACAAGGAAAAAGCAAUGUGUGAGGCCACGAGGCUCUUGGAACAGCAAGGCAGUUGGAUGCUGAGUGUCUGUAGCCCUACAGGGGGUAGGCUGGGUGAAGGGAGGUUGCCAUGGGGUGAGACAGGAAGUACCCUUUGUAUUUUGAAUCCUAAAUUCACCAUAAGUGAGUCUUUUCACUUAGUGGACAAACAGUUUCUCCCCCAGGCCUGGCUCUGAGCCACACCUGGGAGGGAAGUGAGACCAUCCAGGCUUGAAAGCCUCCUCUCUACCUGGGGGUGCUGCGCUUGGAUAUGCUGAACCUCAGCACCCCGGGGACCCCUUUCCUCUAACCUGAAUGCCAGUGGGCUCCGGGGCCUUCGCAGGGUGUACUCUCUCUUUCCUUCUUGUUUAACAUGUCCAGAGCAGGACAUACUUGGAGUAAAUGCUAAAAGCAUAUCAGAUACAGACAACUCCUGUGAACGACCCUGACCAUCGAAAGAUCUGUGAACGGCUUGGUGUGUACCAUCACGGACCUUUUUUAUGUUUAUAAUAAUACCUAUCUCUCUCUGUCCAUAUAUAUUUCUUAUAAAUAAAAGAGG